Guillardia theta CCMP2712 is the source of this 1170-nucleotide messenger RNA. RefSeq lists its product as hypothetical. Bases 1 to 1170 code for a protein of 389 amino acids. NCBI's taxonomy places the organism in Eukaryota, Cryptophyceae, Pyrenomonadales, Geminigeraceae. The transcript is spliced from 12 exons. The record is from RefSeq and is a predicted model, not a curated record.
AUGGCGGAAAGCUUCGUGGUAUACAUGGAAGUGAACGGGAGGGACAAGAAGACUUUCGGAAGGAAAGCCCUCUUGGUAGGCGGAGCCAUCGCCGUUGCAAUGUUGCUUGCAGUAGCUCUGUCUGGAAACGAUGAGGGCUCUGGGCUGGCUCAGAAGAUGGCGGCAAUGAAACACGCCAACGCUCAUCGUGUCAAGAACAUGGAGAAGGUUUACUCCAGGCGUGAGAUCUUGUUGAAGACCAUCCACGAAGCUGUGGCAAGCUUACCAGUCAAGGCUCAGGCUGAUUGUGCUCGCAAAGACACCUACCUGACCAUUCAGGAGAAGUUUCAGUCUUUGAAGGCCAACCUUACCUCGGAGAAGGAUGAGCGAGUGAAGCUUGAUGAUGAGACCAAGAAGGAUAAGGAUGAUGCCUACCAGCAAUGGAUUGAAUCCGAGUCUGCGUUUCGCUCAGCCCAGUCGACCAGGAGCAGUGCUGUGUCUGCAGCUGAAUAUGCUAAGGGACAACUCGAGAAGUACACUUCUGCGUUGAAGGAAGCUGAAGAAAACUUCCUGAAGAACAACGCCCCGGUCAAAGCUGAGAAAGAGAACCUCGCAGCCCAGCAGCAGAUGAUUACUAACAUCGUCGGCCUGAUUCAAUCUAUGACGACAUCUGCCGCAAAGGGGACAAGCAACGAUGUCAGGCUUAAGCAGGUUGAGGACAGCGUUGCAAAGUUGGAGAAGGAUUCUCUUUCCCUGCCUGCUCCAGCUCGAGCUCAGCUGCAGAGACUCCAGAAGGCUACUACGUCCUUGUCGGAUGUGACGGCAGCAACGAUCGCCGACUCACUCGCUAUCUUGAACGAGAUGAGCAUGGAAAUCAGCAGCAGGAUCGAAGCGAUCGACGCUCAGAUGGCUGGUUCCCAGGAAGAGAUCUCAAACAACAAGGCCAAGAAAGAAGAGUGGAUGGUGAAGUUGGUUGAGCUGUCGGACACAGCGGACAGGGCGAAAGCAGAAGAAAACUCAGCAGACCUUCACCGCCAGCAACUGGGCGGGCAGUACGAGGUCAAGAAGUCUACCUACGACGACCAGGCCUCCAGCCUGCAGACUGACCUGCAGCAGUACGACAACGAAAUCUCCGCGGUCGGCAGCGUCGUUCAGUUCGUCGACAACCUCGUGGCCGCCUGCUCUGCAUAG